AUGCAGCUGAAAGAAGAGAGUGAAGUACUGAGUGAAAUGGAAGUGAAAGAACAGAAUGAGAAACAUCAUGAUUUCAUAACUGGAGAAAAAUUGUUUAGUUGCCCACAGACUGAAAAGACUUCCUCACAACAAAGAGCUCCAAAUACAGGCAUUAGAAAUGAUUUCUCCUGCUUUCAGUGUGGAAAGAUUUUCAGUCAACAUGGAAACCUUAAAGUCCACAUGAGAGUUCACACUGGAGAGAAGCCUUACACCUGCCAACAGUGUGGAAAGAAUUUCACUCAAACAGGAAACCUUAAGACCCACAUGAGAACUCACACUGAAGUCAGCUCUUUCAUCUGUCAUCAGUGUGGAAAACAUUUUAACAAAAAAGCAAACCUUCAAGUCCACAUGAGAAUUCAUACUGGAGAGAAGCCUUACACCUGCAAACAAUGUGGAAAGAGUUUUACACAUAAACCAGCUCUUAAUGCCCACGUGAGAAUUCACACCGGAGAGAAGCCUUACUCCUGCAAAGAAUGUGGAAAGAGUUUCAAUCAAAAACAAAACCUUAGAGUCCACAUGAGAAUUCACAAUGGAGAGGUCCCUUUUUCCUGCCAACAGUGUGGACAGUGUUUCACUCAAAAAGGAAACCUUAAAAAACACAUGAAAAUUCACACUGUAGAGAAGCCUUUCACCUGUGAACUGUGUGGAAAGAGCUUCGUCGUGGAACUAAACCUUAGGUAUCACAUGAACAUUCACACUGGAGAGAAGCCAUUUACAUGUGAUCUUUGUGGAAAGUGUUUCAGAUAUAAUGUAACCCUUAAUUCUCACAUGAGGAUUCACUCAAGAGAGGACUGUUUUAUAUGUAAUCAGUGUGGAAUGAGUUUCCCAGACAUGACACACUUCAAUAAGCACACAAUAAUUCACUCUGGAGGGAAACCUUUCAAAUGUCACCAGUGUGGAAAGAGCUUUCGAAUAAAAAAACCCCCUUAA
Messenger RNA from Sinocyclocheilus rhinocerous, 969 nucleotides. RefSeq names its product gastrula zinc finger protein XlCGF8.2DB-like. The coding region runs from base 1 to 969 and encodes 322 amino acids. NCBI's taxonomy places the organism in Eukaryota, Metazoa, Chordata, Actinopteri, Cypriniformes, Cyprinidae. The transcript is spliced from 2 exons. Gene Ontology annotation, molecular function: DNA-binding transcription factor activity, RNA polymerase II-specific; RNA polymerase II cis-regulatory region sequence-specific DNA binding. The record is from RefSeq and is a predicted model, not a curated record. Gene Ontology annotation, biological process: regulation of transcription by RNA polymerase II.